CUCCUUCUCCGUGAACUUCCGGUCUCGAAGAGGCCUCCUACAGGACGUCGGGGAAGGAGAAACGUGGCGAAGAGGUGAAGUUCGAUUAUCGAGAGGUGAACACACGAGGUUUGCCGCGCUCUCUGUCAGUUUCUCGCUCGCUGUCUCUCUCGCCAGGGCGUCGUCAUCGUCGUCGUCGCCGCCGCCGUCGUCGUCGUCGUCGUCGUCGUCAUGGGCGGAUGUACCUCCAAGGAUACCACGUCGAACGACGACAAGAAAACCAGCAAUAUGGUUGAUCAGGCAGUUCUGGACAAACUGGAGGCUGGCUUCUCCAAAUUGGCUGCCUCUGAUAGCAAAUCUUUGCUGAAGAAAUAUUUGUCCAAGGAGGUCUUUGAUCAACUUAAGACGAGGAAAACCUCCUUUGGCUCCAGCCUUCUUGAUGUCAUCCAGUCUGGUGUAGAGAAUCCGGAUUCUGGCGUUGGUAUCUAUGCCCCUGAUGCUGAAGCUUACACGGUUUUCGCUGACCUCUUCGACCCCAUCAUCGAGGACUAUCAUGGCGGCUUCAAGAAGACUGACAAGCAUCCACCAAAAGACUUUGGAGACGUCGAUACUCUUGGCAACCUUGACCCAGCCAGUGAGUUCAUCGUCUCCACUCGUGUGAGAUGCGGCCGUUCCUUAGAAGGUUAUCCGUUCAACCCAUGCCUAACUGAAGCUCAAUACAAAGAAAUGGAAGAGAAAGUCUCCAGCACUCUUGGAGGCUUGGAGGGUGAACUGAAGGGAACCUUCUAUCCUUUGACCGGCAUGAGCAAGGAAGUCCAACAGAAGUUGAUCGACGAUCACUUCCUCUUCAAAGAAGGCGACCGCUUCUUGCAAGCCGCCAACGCUUGCCGCUUCUGGCCUACUGGCCGUGGUAUCUUCCACAACGACGCCAAAACUUUCUUGGUCUGGUGCAACGAGGAAGAUCAUCUUCGUAUCAUUUCCAUGCAGAUGGGCGGUGAUCUUGGACAGGUCUAUCGUCGUCUAGUGAGCGCCGUGAACGAAAUCGAGAAACGACUUCCGUUCUCCCACCAUGAUCGUCUUGGCUUCUUGACCUUCUGUCCUACCAAUCUGGGUACUACAGUCCGUGCCUCUGUACACAUCAAGUUGCCGAAGCUGGCCGCCAACAGAGAGAAGCUCGAAGAAAUCGCUGGAAAGUUCAAUCUCCAGGUCCGUGGUACUCGCGGAGAGCACACCGAGGCCGAGGGUGGUAUCUACGACAUCUCCAAUAAACGCCGUCUCGGUCUGACGGAGUAUCAGGCUGUGAAGGAGAUGCACGACGGAAUCGCCGAGCUGAUCAAGCUCGAGAAGGAACUUUAAACAGAGCGCGCCAGAAAACAGAACAGCCACGCGGUCAUUUCCUUCUUUUAUUCGCCCCUUAGAUGUUCUUGACGCAUCGAGGAUCUCAUUUUCAUUGGCAAAGCAGAAAUGAAAUUUCAAAAAAGCUUCAGUAAAGUCGUACUGUUUUUUUCAACUUGAGAGAAACGCGUGUCGGAGAAAUUUUUUUCAAAGAGUUUGUAAAACAAAAGUUUGUGAUUUGAAACGAAAAGAGAAACGUACUAUGACACUUGUACGUUUCCGAACGUGAGUGAAAGAAAUCAAAGAACAAAGAUCCGUAGCCUACAAAAGAAAA
Molecule: messenger RNA, 1648 nt
Organism: Frieseomelitta varia
Lineage: Eukaryota; Metazoa; Arthropoda; Insecta; Hymenoptera; Apidae
Gene: Argk1
Product: arginine kinase
Exons: 4
Coding region: 211-1335 (374 amino acids)
Biological process (GO): phosphocreatine biosynthetic process
Molecular function (GO): creatine kinase activity
Source: RefSeq, a predicted model, not a curated record